Messenger RNA from Aegilops tauschii subsp. strangulata, 396 nucleotides. Lineage: Eukaryota; Viridiplantae; Streptophyta; Magnoliopsida; Poales; Poaceae. The record is from RefSeq and is a predicted model, not a curated record.
AUGUAUCAUGACAGCAAGAGUGAUAGGAGGAAGGAUAACCUGGAGAGUUCACUCACUAUUCACCAUUUGACUGAAGAAGAAAAUAAUCUAGAGGCCAACUAUGACAAAUUGGUUGAAGAUGUGCACCAACUGUUCAAUGCUCAAGAGGAUAGGAUGGUAGAUUUCAGCUAUUUGCAGGCUAAGAUGCAGAAUGUGCAUGUUUCUGAUUCAGUUGUAUCUGACAUGAAGGCAGAGAUGGGGAAGAAAGAUGCAGAGAUCUUCAAGCUACAGGAGAAGUAUAAAGUACUGAUGAACCUGACACAAUCUCAAGGCACUUGCAUCAGGAACCUGAAGUUCAAUCAUCUAAAAGAGAAGGAAGUGCUUAGUACAUCCACCAGGAACCUGCAAUUCCAGUGA